AUUUAUCAAUUACUAUUCAAUUGACUUAAUAAACCAUAUAGAUAGUGUAGAUCUAAUAUACUAAUGACUAUUAUAAUUGCCUCAUUGUUUUUACCAUAUACGGUCCAGUUUGAGAUCGGACCUCAGCCCGAAUAUGAAGAUGAUAAGCAACCAACAACCAAUACCAGUACUAAUACCAAUACUACUACGAAUACUAAUACCUAUACCAAUACAAAUACAAAUACUAAACCAAUAAUUAACAUUUCUAAUACUGCCCCUAUAUCAAUUGCAUCUCAAAGUUCUCUCUUACCAACUUUAAGUCGGGCCAAUUCUUAUACACAAUCUCAUUCUCAUCAACAUACUCCUAUUUCAAGUUCUCCUAGAACUCAACUUGAAGUAAUUCCUUCAAGUACCAAAUUAUCAGAAAAUGCCGAAGAUUUCUUUUAUGGAACUCGAAAUAAACUUAAGAGAGCUUCAUCUGAUCAAUUAACUGAAAAUUUGAAUGAAAAGCUUCAACCUCAUUAUAUUCAACCAAAAUCAAGAUAUAGUAAUAUAAAAGUCCCAAGUUCAAUUAUAGAUCCAAAAAAAGAUAAUGAUGAUAUAGGUUUACCAUCAUUAAAAAUAAAUAGAUCAUCAAGUAAUUUAUCUGCUAUGAGUGGAUCACCAGCUGGAGUAUCAACUCCUGGAUCACUUAGAGCAAGAGCAUCAAUAAAUCGUCAAUUAUAUGGUUUAACAUUACAUAGUAAUAAUAGUGCUGGAAGUAUAAUAAUUACUGAAGAAUAUGAUGAUCCUAAACGAGAUUGGGAAGAAAAAGAUUUUAAUGAUAUGAUUUAUGGAAGAUCAGAAACUAAAUUAGCUCCAUUUGGAGGAUUUUCAAAUCCUGAUGUAGCAGGAUUCUUUAAUCAAAAUAAUAUAUUUGAAUCAGCUCCUUGGAAUAUUCAAUUUGCUGAUAAGGGGAAUAUUUCAUUAACUAAAGCAAUUAAAUUAUCUCAAGAAACUGGUGAUAUAGAUAAAGUCACUUGGAUUGGAACAAUUUCUAUGCCCAGUGAUGAAGUUCCUAAACAAGUUAUUGAAAAUAUAGCAGAUUCACUUUCAAAAGAUUAUCAUUGUGAAGCUGUUUUCCCAAAUGAUAUAACAUUUCAAGGUCAUUAUAAAUCCUUUUGUAAACAAAUCUUAUGGCCAACAUUUCAUUAUCAAAUUCCUGAUAAUCCUAAAUCCAAAGCAUUUGAAGAUCAUUCUUGGGGUCAUUAUAAAUUAUUAAAUCAAUUGGUGGCAGAUAAAAUUGUACAAGUAUAUCAACGAGAAAAUAUAAAUCUUGAUCCAAAUGAUCCAGAAAAUAUGAUUUGGAUUCAUGAUUAUCAUUUAUUAUUAGUACCACUUAUGGUUCGAGAAAAACUUCCUGAUGCUAAAAUUGGAUUAUUUCUUCAUAUAUCAUUUCCAUCAUCUGAAGUAUUUCGAUGUUUUGCUCAAAGAUUAGAAAUUCUUCAAGGUAUGUUAGGAGCUAAUUGUAUAUCAUUUCAAACUGAAGAAUAUGUUAGACAUUUUCUUCAAACUUGUAAUAGAUUAUUACUUGCAGAUACUAAUGAAUAUGGGAUUUCUUAUGAAGGUAAUUUAACUAUGGUUAAUACAACACCUGUUGGUAUAGAUGCUCAUUCAUUAAGUAAAAUAGUUCAAAGUGAUGAAGUAACUGAAUGGAGACAACUUAUACGGGAAAGAUGGGGUAAUCAACAUUUAAUUGUUAGUAGAGAUAAAUUAGAUAGAUUAAGAGGAAUUAAACAAAAAUUAUUAGCAUAUGAAACAUUUUUAGUUAAUAAUCCAGAAUAUAUUGAUACAACAGUAUUAAUUGAAGUAUGUAUUGGAUCAGCUCAUGAUCCCGAUUAUGAAUCAGAAAUUACUCAAAUUGUUAGUAGAAUUAAUUCAUUACCUGAUAAUAUAUCAGUAUCUCAACCAGUUGUUUUAUUACAAAGAGAUAUAGAAUUUGAACAAUAUGUUGCAUUACUUUGUGAAGCUGAUUUAUUUAUUGUAUCAUCAAUGAGAGAAGGUUUAAAUCUUACUUGUCAUGAAUUUAUUACUGCAACAAAUGAAAAGAAAUCUCCUUUAGUAUUAUCGGAAUUUACUGGUUCAGCUCAAUUACUUUAUUGUCGUGGUAAUGGAGCAUUAUUAAUAAAUCCUUGGGAUUCAAAGAAAUUCUCAGAAAUUUUUAAACAACUGUUAACUAUGUCACCUAAGGAAAAAUUAACAAGAUGGAAGAAUUGUUAUGAUUUUGUUGUAACUAAUGAUUCUAAUCAUUGGGUAUCUUAUUGUUUAGAAAGUAUUAAUGAAGCUUGGGAAAGAGAUCAAAAGAAAAAUUCUAAUACUUUAGCUCCAUUUAGUAAUACAUUAUUUAAAUUAUUUUAUAAACAUGGAUUAAAGGGGAAAAGAUUAUUCUUUAUUAAUUUUGAAACUCCAUUUGAAUUAUCAAAAGUUGGUGGUUUAAAUUCUGCUUCUGCUGGUAAACAUUCCUAUUCUGAACCACUUCGAGUUUCAAAAUUAUUAAGUAAUUUAUUAGAAGAUCCUCAUAAUUUUGUAUAUAUUAUAAGUUUUCAAAGAAGAAGAGAUUUAGAUAAUAUUUAUGGAAGAUUUCCAAAUAUGGGUAUAAUUGCAGAAAAUGGUGGUUAUAUAAAACUUAUUGGAUCAAAUAAAUGGAUUCCAACUUUUAAUGAAAGUGAAUUAAAAACUUGGUUACCUCAAGUAGUUCAAUUAGUUCAAACUAAAGUUGAAAGAUUACCUGGAUCAUUUGCAACUAUUGGUGAUAGUACAAUUAUAUUUCAUGCCGGUAAAUCAUUUUUAGAAGAUUAUGAAAGAAGUAUUGAUGCAAUGGGAGAUUUUAUUCAACAUGUAAAUGAAGUAUUUGAAAAUACUGGACAAGAAGGAGUUCAUGCUACAUUAGUUCGAGAUUCAGUAGUUGUUCAAGAAACUCAAUUAUCACUUCGAGCUUUAAAAUUUAUAAUAUCAUAUUAUAAUCAAAAUAAAUCUCCUGAUGAAUUUGAAGAUGUUUUACAAGAGUAUAGACUGAAAAUUCAAGUAUAUUCUCCAGGUACUGAACCUACAUCUCCAAUUCAAAGUCGAGUAGGAUUAGAUAAUUUACCUCAAUUAAUAUCUCCAGGAGAUAAAAGAGAACAUCAUGGAGUUGGAAGUAUAUUCUUUAGUGGAGGUUGUACACCAGUAGAUGAACCAAUUUAUGAAUAUGUUAAUUUAUUGAAGGAAUCAGGUAAAAUAGAUAAUGUAGCCACCGUAACUGCAUUGGGAGUUGAUUCAGAUAUUAGAACUGCAGCAAACUACAGUGUUAGAGGUAAGAAUCAAUUACUUGGUAUAUUAUCAUUAACCAGUUAGUAAAUAUAUAUACAUAUACGUAUAUACAUAUAUAUAUAUAUAUAUAUAUAUA
Scheffersomyces amazonensis is the source of this 3403-nucleotide messenger RNA. RefSeq names its product trehalose 6-phosphate synthase/phosphatase complex subunit (gene TPS3). Gene Ontology annotation, biological process: trehalose biosynthetic process. The record is from RefSeq and is a predicted model, not a curated record. Gene Ontology annotation, molecular function: trehalose-phosphatase activity. The transcript has 2 exons. Gene Ontology annotation, cellular component: alpha,alpha-trehalose-phosphate synthase complex (UDP-forming); cytosol. NCBI's taxonomy places the organism in Eukaryota, Fungi, Ascomycota, Pichiomycetes, Serinales, Debaryomycetaceae. The coding region runs from base 64 to 3351 and encodes 1095 amino acids.